AUGCCCGCCGACUACGCCUCUACGGCGCGGGCUCUUUCUGUUUCAGAUUCUUCGUCUCGUACUCCUUCUCCGCUGGGGGAGGGUGCUCGUCCACCAUGGAGUAAAGCCACAACCGACACUCGGAACAACGCCGGCUUCUCUACACGGAGAUCAAAUCCUGCCCCGAAGCAAGGCAUCAUGGCUCGCUUGAAUGCAAUAAAUGAGCGCGUGCUAGCAACAUGGCGAAAAAUGACAUUUUGGCAAAGAGUCGGUAGCGUUCUGGCUGUUAUCGGCGUUAAUCUUUUGGGACUCGGCUUCCUAUAUUUCACGGGAAGAGUCUUUCAAUGGCUCGGACCGGUUGCUGAGAAAUGGGAGCAUUCAGGCCUAGUCUUCUUUUUGCUGUGGCUUUGUGUAUUUUUCGUCUCGUUCCCUCCAUUGGUUGGGUGGUCCACGUUCGGGACAGUUUCUGGCUAUAUAUUCGGAGUUUGGAAAGGCUGGGGGCUUUAUGCGUCGGCUACGAUAUUAGGAUCGACAUGCUCUUUCAUCGCAUCCCGAACAGUCCUCUCCAAGUUUGUCCAACGACUUGUAUCGCGCGACAAGCGAUUCGCAGCUCUUUCCCUGACACUGAAGUAUGACGGGCUCAAGCUGCUAUGCAUGAUUCGUCUUUGUCCAUUGCCGUACUCAAUAUGCAAUGGGGCGAUUUCGACUUUCCCCACGGUUGAGCCACUGAUGUACGGGCUUGCCACUGCCAUUAUUUCCCCAAAGUUACUUGUGCCCGCCUUUAUUGGCAGUCGUUUGCGCAUACUAUACGAAAAAGGGGAGGAUAUGAGUACAGGUUCGAAACUCGUCAAUAUUUUCAGCAUCAUCAUUUCCAUAGCCGCAGGGAUCUUUACCGGAUGGUAUAUUUAUAAGAGAACCCUGGCGCGUGCCAAAGAACUAGAGGAUAGAGAAAGAGACGAUAUCCGACAUUCUCUCGAAGCCGACCAUGCUGCUCACCGUCCACACCGAGCAUUUUCGGAUGAUCCCAAUGUCAAUGCCGCGGCAACGACUCUCGCGCGCGAUGAAGAAGAACGCAUUGGAUUUAACGAUUUUGAUGAUGAUAAUGUUGACCUGGUUAUCGACGAUGACGACCGGUCUCCCCUGCGGUCAAAAUCCCCUUACCGAGAUGAGUUUACCGACAACGAGUCGGACGUCUUUCGAGAUGGCGAUGGGACGGAAGGCGAAACAUACACGCUACAUACCCAUGUCAGACAGGGUUGA
This is a messenger RNA of Aspergillus puulaauensis, 1239 nucleotides long. RefSeq names its product TVP38/TMEM64 family protein (gene TVP38). Lineage: Eukaryota; Fungi; Ascomycota; Eurotiomycetes; Eurotiales; Aspergillaceae. Bases 1 to 1239 code for a protein of 412 amino acids. Gene Ontology annotation, biological process: mitotic spindle elongation; vesicle-mediated transport. Gene Ontology annotation, cellular component: Golgi membrane. The record is from RefSeq and is a predicted model, not a curated record. The transcript has 3 exons.